AUGACCUGGCCAUCAUCCUGGACGACGAGGAUCCUCCUCGGACUUCUAGCCGUCACAUAUAUUUUUACGCCCGUAUAUUCUCUAGCCACGAUUGAAAAGUCGAAAUGCAUCAAGAACUGCGGAACCACCCGGAAAACGUCCGCCGAUGACCUCGUCUGUCCGGAUUCAGCGUACAAUAACACCCAGAAAGGGAGGACCGUGAAGGAUUGUCUGUUAUGUCAAAGCACUGGGACGGCAUAUAUCAACGAUGAGAGAAACGACAUCUAUACCUUUUUAGCUACUCAAAAAUACACGGUUCAGACCUGCCUCUUCGACCGCAAUGGCUCCAUAUCAGGCUGCCAAAAUGAAUGUACUCCCCUACAAAGCGUGUACAAGACCAACUGGUACGGCGGCAGCAAUUUCACCCCGAUUUAUACGUAUUGCGACGACGCCGGGUUCCAGCAGUACGCCGAUAAAUGUGAAUCCUGCUUACGCGGUAAAAACGGGACUUAUAUUCUUGGGAAUUUCAUCGACAACAUGGUCUCAGCUUGUACGAAUAAGCCGAAUGCCUCAGAAGGCGAAAUCGUCACCCUCCGGCAGCCCAUCUUCCAGGUUCCUGCGUCGGAAGCGGUGCCCGACGAAAGAGAUUCCUCGGAGGGCUUGUCAACGGGUGCGAAAGCGGGUAUCGGUGUUGGUGCGGGUGUUGGCGGACUUCUGAUUGUGGGGGCUUUGGUCUGGUUUUUCUGUAUCAGGAGGAGGUCGAAGAAGGUCGAUGCCCAUCAGUAUGAGCGACCCUGGCAGCAGCAGAAUCCGGAUGCAUUGUCGCCUGAUCCGCGGAGUGGGCCACCGAGUGAGAUGCCCGCCGACGCGGUUGUGAAGGGCCCGACUGAGUUAGAGGGGGAAGAUAAUACAAAGGUAAAAGUGGGCUCGGGAGGUAAUGAAGGUGAGCAUGGAAAGGAUAAGAAAGAGAGGCCAACAGAGCUCGUGGAAUUACCAUAA
Messenger RNA from Aspergillus bombycis, 978 nucleotides. RefSeq lists its product as uncharacterized. Bases 1 to 978 code for a protein of 325 amino acids. The transcript is spliced from 3 exons. NCBI's taxonomy places the organism in Eukaryota, Fungi, Ascomycota, Eurotiomycetes, Eurotiales, Aspergillaceae. The record is from RefSeq and is a predicted model, not a curated record.